CUAAUCUUUGUAUUAUUGUUAUAUUAUUGCAGAUCACAGUCCGUUGCAUAAAUUUAUUUGUUUGUAUACGGUUUACUUAUACAAAAUAAAUAAAAAUCCAAUGAAAUGCAUUCACUUCCUUAUACAUCACAGAUAAUUUUUCAAAUACUUCCUGACAGUUUCUUCUAACAAAAUGUUUGUAUUUAUGUUAGAAACUUACAGCCACAAAAUUACUUUUAAAGCGUAGCAACCGCGUCAUAAUCUCUUAAUUUUACAGAUGUUAGUAUCAUGUUAUGAAGCAUUUAGGUAGUAUUUUGAUUGCACAUUUAAAGUUAAUAUAAAUUUUAUUGGUUAUUAAGGCAAGAAUUCAUAUUAUGAUAAAAUAGUUCAUAUUAGCUAUGUCAUAAAGUAACAUUACUUAUAAUAAUUUGUACAUGUUAUAAUGAUAGUAGUGCAGUGCAUAAUUUUUCGACUAGAAUCCAAAUAAACUUUGGUAUCAAUAUGAACAUCUUAUACUAACGCUACUUAAGCUCAUAAUGAUAAGACUAAAGUUUGAAUUAUACGUUAAUUUAAAAAUAUUCAUAUGUACAUAUGUGACAGCUUAUAGACGUUUAGGAAUACAUAACAUAUGUAUACAGGUUAACUAUCUUAAUUAACUAAAUUAACUAACUUAAAAAUUUUCUAUUGUGACAAGUCGAUUUCCUUGAACCCUCCAAAUUCAAGCGUUGAGUAGCAUGCUCCAACUUUGAUUUCAUAAACUUUUCUACAAAAAGGUCAUCGACUUCUAUCCCUAAGUGAUUUUUUCCGACAGCCCUAAGCAAACGUAAUACAUGCCGGUAAUUACAAAACGGUAUUUUUUUCCAGAUGACCCUUUCCAACUGCAAGAAGCGAAAAAUGUUCUAUCGAAAAGGAUAUCCAAAGCCUCAUGUAACCUAUUGAAUGCAUCCUGGCUGCUUCCAGCUCAUCUAGCUGCUGCACGUUGGACACUACAGUAAUAUUAAAUGUAUUUACAUUCCUUCGAAGUCCUUUCAUAGGAUUCAUUGUUAAAGAAACAGAGCAAGUAUUUGUGCAUUUCGAGCAUCCUGUCUAAUAAGCAGCUUUCGGCAAAGCGGACAGCAGCAAGACGGGUGGCUUGCUUCUUGCGGCUGUGUUGCAGCAGAAGCAUCAUCGCUAGAAACUUCCAUCAUUGAUACAGCUGAUGUUGGCUUGAGAACAUCUGCGCUGACAAUCCUUGCUUGCGGGCGUGUCGCAGCAGAAAAACCACCUCCGGAUGCUGCAAUAACAGUUGCAGACGACGAUAACCGUUGUCCUGCGGAGCAUUUAGCCAUUCCUGGCGGUUUUGCUGCAGCAGCGACAACACCUCCAGAUGCUGUCACCACCGCUGAAGACGACGUCAACUGUUGCAAUCCAGAAUCAACAGCAUUUCCUGGCGGGCGUUCCGUAGCAACAACGCCACUGGAAGUUGCUUGUGGUGAUGUAGACGGCAACAGUUGUCCUCCGGCGGCAGCGGCAACACUCUUGGCUGUCUCCACCGUUGCAGCCGACGGAAGCCGUUGUCCUCCAGUAUGAACAGCAACAACAACACCACAAGAUGCUGUCCCAACUGUUGCAGCCGACGGCAACCGUUAACCUCUGGCGUGUACAACACUUCCUGGCGGACGUGCAGUAACAGGAACAACACCGCUGGAAGUUGCGUUUGUUGAUUCAGACGGCAACCGUUGACCUCCGGCGGCAGCGACAACACUCCUAGAUGCUGUCACCACCGUUGCAGCCGACGGCAGUCGUUGUCCUCCAACAUGGACAGCAUUUCCUGGUGGGUGUUUUGCAGCAGCAACAACGCCUUUGGAUGUUGUGUUCGCCAACGCAGAUGACGGCAAACGUUGUCCUACGGUAUGGACAGAAUAUCCUUGCGGGCGUGUCGCAGCAGCAAAACCACCUCCAGAUGCUGCAAUCACUGUUGCAGACGACGACAACCGUUGUCCUCCGGUGCGUUUAACCCUUCCGGGCGGGUUUGCUGCAGCAGCGACACCUCCGGAUGCUGUCACUAUCGUUGAAGCCAACGGCAACCGUUGUCCUCCGGCGGCAGCGACAACACUCCUGGAUGCUGUCUCCACCGUUGCAGCCGACGGAAGCCGUUGUCCUCCAGCAUGAACAGCAGCUACAGCACCUCCAGAUGCUGUCCCCACUGUUGCAGCCGACGGCAACCGUUGCCCUCCGGCGGCAGCGACAACACCUCUGGAUGCGGUCACCAUCGUUGCAGCCGACGGCAACCGUUGUCCUCUAGCGUGUACCACACUUCCUGGCGGACGUGCUGCAACAGCAUCAACACCACUGGAAGUUGCGUUUGUUGAUCGAAACGGCAACCGUUGUCCUCCGGCCGCAGCGACAACACUCCUGGAUGCUGGGACCACCGUUGCAGCCGAUGGAAGCCGUUGUCCUUCAGCAUGAACAGCAGCGACAUCACCACUGGAUGCUGUACCCACCGUUGCAGCCGACGGCAACCGUUGUUCUCUGGCGUGUACAACCCUUUCUGGCGGACGUGCAGCAACAACAACACCGCUGGAAGUUGCGUUUGUUGAUCGAAACGGCAACCGUUGUCCUCCGGCGGCAGCGACAACACUCCUGGAUGCUGGGACUACCGUUGCAGCCGAUGGAAGCCGUUGUCCUUCAGCAUGAACAGCAGCGACAACACCACUGGAUGCUGUCCUCACCGUUGCAGCCGACGGCAACCGUUGUGCUCCGGCAUGCACAACACAUCCUGGCGGGCGUGACACAACAACACUAUCCGGACUAGAGGAUGCCAUCACCAAUGAAGAUGAUGGAAUUUGCUGUCCACCGGGG
This is a messenger RNA of Anopheles merus, 2820 nucleotides long. RefSeq lists its product as uncharacterized. NCBI's taxonomy places the organism in Eukaryota, Metazoa, Arthropoda, Insecta, Diptera, Culicidae. The record is from RefSeq and is a predicted model, not a curated record. Bases 2378 to 2773 code for a protein of 131 amino acids. The transcript is spliced from 2 exons.